Messenger RNA from Rotaria socialis, 945 nucleotides. Lineage: Eukaryota; Metazoa; Rotifera; Eurotatoria; Philodinida; Philodinidae. The record is from the annotation of a GenBank genome assembly.
AUGUCAACAUACGCAUCAACAAGCACCACGUCGGGCCCAAAACUAUCGUCGUCCAUAAUCAAAGAGGACGAACAAAAAUGUUCAUCAAUACAUGGUUCAGAUAUAGACCGAUUAUGUUCAAGGACAAGUCGUGCGCAAAGAACACCCUACGAACAAUUAGAAACUUCCAAUCAAGUAUCAUUAGAUACACUUCAUUUAAAUUUUUGUUCAAAUCAUACAUUAAGUCAUUCAAUAAAUCAGACACUUUUUUUCAACGAAAUGACAGAAAACGAAUGUCGAAAGAUGUUCGAAAAAUUGAUAUACUACGACGAAGAAGCUCGAAAUGCUUCGAAACUUUUUGUUACUUAUAUGGAAGCUAUCGAUUGCGCAUCCGAGGAAAACCGCUAUUCAAUAAUCAGAGCCGAUUGUUUACAAGCUUACCGAACAUGGACUUGUUCGGUCAGAAUUCCAUACUUCCAUCAAAAUCAAGUUAUACCGCCUUGUCAAACGAUCUGUGAUGAAGUCGAACGUGUUUGUCCCACAUUUAGACCCAGUGAUCGUGAACCAUUAUUUGCUGGACAAUCAUUGUUCUUUUGCGAUGGAGGUAUUGUGGCAAACAGUGAUUAUGGACAACCACCACAUUGUUUUAACACGUGUCAUUUAGCUGAUGGUUCGUGCAAAAUUCAUUCCGUCUCGUCAACAUCAUCAAACCAGUCUUCAUUAAUAACAACAACAGCAACAAAAACUAGUCAAAAUCAUGCGAGUGAACACUCAUGCUUCGAAAUUGAGCUCUUAACGCCUUCUCUAUCUGAACAGUUUUCAUUGCCUCCUCUGCCAAUCAAUGAUUCAAUACCCAACGAUACAAAUAAUACAUCUAUUUCUUCAUCAGCUAUAUCGUCAAUUGGAUCAUCCAUUAUUCGCAAUCGUUUGACUUUUAUUUUCGUUUUUCUAUCAAGUUUAUUAUAG